AUGGCUACACCGAAAAUCGUAGGGCCAGAACCAUUCCUUGGUUCACAACAUCGUAGUAUCAACAUCGGCGCCAAAGAUAAGUUCCCUUUUACCGCCGAUGAUACAGCUUAUUGCUUGAGUGUAUCUCUUAUUAUCUGUUUCACUACGAAUAUGAGAGUCUGCCUAAGGGCAUUCUCGAAGGCUCUGCACCUCAGUUCAAGUCUUGAACCGCUCGAGGAUAACCUUCCAGGUUUAAAAUCCUUGCCAAGUGGUACUCCCUUCGAGGUAACUUUCGAGCAAAAAAAUCUUUUCGGGCUCUGCACCCUUGUUCCGAUCUGGGCCAACUCAGGUGCAAGCUCUCAGGCGAUGUACUUUAAUCGGAUUCCGCUCCUUCAAAAGGCUCCACACCUCGAUUCAUAUCUUGAUCCGCUUCAGGUGUAA
Messenger RNA from Vicia faba (fava bean), 420 nucleotides. The record is from the annotation of a GenBank genome assembly. NCBI's taxonomy places the organism in Eukaryota, Viridiplantae, Streptophyta, Magnoliopsida, Fabales, Fabaceae.